Messenger RNA from Fulvia fulva, 99 nucleotides. RefSeq lists its product as uncharacterized. Bases 1 to 99 code for a protein of 32 amino acids. The transcript is spliced from 2 exons. NCBI's taxonomy places the organism in Eukaryota, Fungi, Ascomycota, Dothideomycetes, Mycosphaerellales, Mycosphaerellaceae. The record is from RefSeq and is a predicted model, not a curated record.
AUGUCGACGCCUAAAGACGAGAAGUUUCGUAACCCUAUUCUACGUACCGCCCCUACCGGUAUUACUACUUAUACUAUCCGUAGUCGUACGUUAUACUAA